GCGCGGGAAGCCGCUCCGUGCGAACUGCUCUUCCCUCGCCUGGGAGGCUGUCGCACCCUUCCUGCUCCUUGUUCGCUUUGCCUGAGCCUGCAGAGGUGAAGCUUGUCGGCUCCCCGUCCGGCCGUGACGUGCUGUUGCGCCUCGGGUGAGGGGAACAGGACUGCGUGGCGCGCAGAGGACCGACCUUCCUCCUGAAAAUACUAGUUCAUACAACACGGUUCAGGUAGGCAAAGGGAAAGAUGCCGGCCACACAGAAGCCCAUGAGGUAUGGACAUACGGAAGGACACACCGACGUCUGUUUUGAUGAUUCUGGAAGUUUUAUUGUGACUUGUGGAAGUGAUGGUGACGUGAGGAUGUGGGAAGAUUUGGACGACGAUGAUCCCAAGUCCAUUAAUGUGGGAGAAAAGGCAUUUUCAUGUGCCUUGAAGAAUGGAAAAUUGGUCACUGCAGUUUCUAAUAACACCGUCCAAGUCUAUACAUUCCCUGAAGGAGUUCCUGAUGGCAUAUUAACACGCUUCACUACAAAUGCAAACCACGUGGUCUUCAAUGGAAAUGGUACUAAAAUUGCUGCUGGGUCAAGUGAUUUUCUGGUCAAAGUUGUGGACGUGAUGGAUAACAGCCAGCAGCAAACAUUUAGAGGACACGAGGCCCCUGUUUUAAGUCUGUCUUUUGAUCCUAAGGGUACCUUUCUGGCAUCAUCUAGUUGUGAUGGAACUGUCAGAGUGUGGAAUGUUUCUGAUCAGACAUGUGCUGUCAGUUGGCCAGUACUACAAAAGUGUAACGAUGUGGUGAACGCCAAGUCCAUCUGCAGACUCGCGUGGCAGCCCGAAACCGGGAAAUUACUAGCAGUUCCUGUGGAAAAAUCUGUUAAGCUGUACAGAAGAGAAACUUGGAGUAAUCCGUUUGAUCUUUCCGAUAGUUCUAUCUCUCAGACACUCAAUAUAGUUACCUGGUCUCCCUGUGGGCAGUAUUUGGCUGCAGGUACUAUUAAUGGCUUAAUUAUAGUUUGGAAUGUGGAAACCAAAGACUGCAUGGAAAGGGUAAAACACGAGAAAGGUUAUGCAGUUUGUGGCCUGGCCUGGCAUCCUACUUAUGAUCGAAUAUGUUAUACUGAUGUGGAAGGGAACCUUGGGAUCCUGGAAAAUGUCUGUGACCUCGGUGGAAAGGUGUCAAACAAUACGGUGUCUAGUAGAGUGGAGAAGGAUUACAAUGACCUUUUUGACGAAGAUGAUACAAGUAGUGCUGGCGAUUUUCUAAAUGACAAUGCGGUUGAGAUCCCUUCUUUUCCAAAAGGAGUUAUAAAUAAUGAUGAGGAGGAGGAUGAUGACCUCAUGCUGGCUGCAGAUCGUCUCAGACGGCGAAGCCAUGUCUUGGGAGAUGAUGAAAACUCAGUUGAUGCUACAGUGCUAAAAACUGAUCUUCACAAAGAGGAAGGGGAAGAUGACCAGGCAGGCAGUCUUCACAAUCUCCCCCUUCCAAAACCCCAAAGGCCGUUCUAUGAUGGGCCCAUGCCAACCCCCCGACAAAAGCCGCUGCAGCCGAGUUCUACACCCUUGCAUCUCUCUCACAGAUUCAUGGUGUGGAACUCUGUUGGGAUUAUUCGCUGCUAUAACGAUGAUCAAGACAGUGCCAUAGAUGUGGAGUUCCACGACACCUCCAUCCACCAUGCAACGCACCUACCCAAUGCAUUCAAUUACACAAUGGGAACUCUUUCCCAUGAAGCAAUUUUGUUGGCCUGUGAAAGCACUGAUGAAUUAGCAAGCAAACUUCACUGCCUGCACUUCAGUUCCUGGGAUUCCAGCAAAGAAUGGAUAGUAGACAUGCCUCAGAAUGAGGAUAUUGAAGCCAUUUGUCUCGGUCAAGGGUGGGCUGCUGCUGCUACUAGUUCCUUGCUCCUCCGGCUGUUUACUAUUGGAGGUGUUCAGAAGGAAGUCUUCUGCCUUCCUGGACCCGUGGUGUCAAUGGCGGGACAUGGAGAACAGCUUUGCAUUGUUUACCAUAGAGGUACAGGGUUUGAUGGAGAUCAGUGCCUUGGAGUUCAGCUGCUCGAGUUGGGGCAAAAGAAAAAACAGGUUUUGCAUGGCGACCCUCUUCCUCUUACAAGGAAAUCCUACCUUGCAUGGCUGGGGUUUUCUGCUGAAGGUACUCCCUGUUAUGUGGAUUCUGAAGGCUGUGUUCGAAUGCUUAACAGAGGCCUUGGGAAUACAUGGACUCCUAUAUGUAACAUAAGAGAACACUGCAAAGGAAAAUCUGAUCACUACUGGGUGGUUGGUAUCCAUGAAAAUCCCCAGCAGCUAAGGUGCAUCCCUUGUAAAGGGUCUCGGUUCCCUCCCACCCUUCCACGUCCCGCUGUGGCCAUAUUAUCCUUUAAGCUUCCUUAUUGUCAGACUGGGACAGAGAAAGGCCAGAUGGAGGAACAAUUUUGGCAUUCAGUCUUGUUUCACAACUACCUUGAUUACUUGGCUAAAAAUGGUUAUGAUUAUGAGGAGAGCACUAAAAAUCAGGCAGUAAAAGAACAGCAAGAACUUUUGAUGAAAAUGCUUGCGCUUUCUUGUAAACUGGAACGGGAAUUUCGCUGUGUGGAACUUGCCAGUCUGAUGACGCAAAAUGCUGUCAACUUAGCCGUUAAAUAUGCUUCUCGCUCUCGGAAAUUAAUAUUGGCUCAAAAACUUAGUGAACUCGCUGCAGAAAAGGCAGCUGAAUUGGCAGAAACCCAGACAGAAGAAGAGGAGGAAGAGGAUUUCAGAAGAAAACUGAAUGCUGGUUACAGUCACACCACUACAGAGUGGAGUCAGCCACGGGCCAGAAGUAAAGUUGAAGAAGACACUGAGGACAGAGAAGAGACUGUUCCAGAAGAAAAACUGGAGUCACACAACCACGGGCAGAACUUAUUCCAAAAUGCAAAUUCCCCUGAUAUGCCAGCUCUCAAAUCAGGUGCAGUUUUCUCUAGCAGCCAAGGACGGGUAAACCCCUUCAAGGUGCUAGUUAAUUCCAAAGAACCAGCCAUAUCGAUGAAUUCAACACGCUCAACUAAUAUUUUGGACAAUAUGAACAAAUCCUCCAAGAAGUCCACCCCUCUUAAUCGAGCAGCAAAUAACGAAAAAUCUCCAGUUAUAAAGCCUCUCAUUCCCAAGCCAAAGUCUAAGCAGGCAUCUGCAGCAUCCUAUUUCCAGAAAAGAACUUCACAGGCCGACAAGACAGAGGAAGUAAAAGAAAAUCCUAAAAAUUCAUCAUCUGAAACUCCAGCUAUAUGCCCUCAAAACUCAGAAAACCAAAGGCCGAAGACUGGGUUCCAGAUGUGGCUGGAAGAAAAUAGAAGUCUUAUUCUGUGUGACAAUCCUGACUUUUCGGAUGAAGCGGACAUAAUAAAGGAGGGAAUGAUUCGAUUUAGAGUAUUGUCCGCUGAAGAAAGGAAGGCAUGGACCAACAAGGCCAAGGGAGAGCUUGCCAGCGACGGAGCCGAAGAGAAGAAGCGAAAACGUGAGAUCUGUGAACCAGAAAACCAGGAAGAAGCAGCAAAGGAGAAUUUGGAUCUUUCUAAAAAGCAAAAAGCGUUAGAUCUUUCCACCAAUCAGAAACUGUCGGCUUUUGCAUUUAAGCAGGAAUGAAGGAAGGAAGAGUUGGGAAAUAUUGAAACUUGGCUUCAAAUUUUAAUGGAUCCUGGACUUGUUUUAGUCUUAGGGGAUGUAUUAUUAUACUCCCGUGUGUUUAGAGACAGGGGUGGGCAGGGGUACAGCUCAUUGGUGGAGUGCUUGCCUAGCAUGCACAAGGCCCUGGGUUCCAUUCUUAUUGUCACAGAAGCAAAAAAGAUGAAGUAACGAUUUGCUGCAUCAGCAACACAAGGUAAGAGCUGUCUGUGCAGAUUACUUGCCUUCCCCAGACACAAGCGUCACGAUUACAGUUACUACCGGGGACACCAUCAUUUUUACUGUUUCUUACCUUUAAAAAUCAUUAAAAGCUCAGCCUUAAGACCUCUGCACAUUGUAGUACCUUCUAAGGUUUCCUCCCUCCGUUUAUGUUUCGCAGUAGAAGUGCCAUGGCUGUCGGCUUCCCAAGUGAGUUAUUAUAGAUUACUUUCUUGUCAACUUGACCUCAGGACUGUGGCUUUAAAUAUGGGCCCCAAAAUGUAAAUAAUCUUGUAAAUGAGAUAUGUUAUUUUGUGUGUCUGGGAACUUUUUUCAUCUCUGGCUUUCUGUUGUGUUUGUACAGCCUGGGUCUUUUAAAUAAAUAAAACUUUCUCAUUUGCA
This is a messenger RNA of Peromyscus eremicus (cactus mouse), 4247 nucleotides long. It is a transcript of the gene Wdhd1, whose product is annotated as WD repeat and HMG-box DNA binding protein 1. The transcript has 25 exons. NCBI's taxonomy places the organism in Eukaryota, Metazoa, Chordata, Mammalia, Rodentia, Cricetidae. Gene Ontology annotation, biological process: DNA-templated DNA replication; mitotic cell cycle; DNA repair. Gene Ontology annotation, molecular function: protein binding; chromatin binding. The coding region runs from base 240 to 3608 and encodes 1122 amino acids. The record is from RefSeq and is a predicted model, not a curated record. Gene Ontology annotation, cellular component: nuclear replication fork.